CGGAAUGCCAUGGACAGAGAUGAAAAAACAGCCGUAAUUUCAAUACUUAACUAGUCGUCGUCAUUAUCAAUCGUACGUAACAGUCUGGUUCAUUGCCUUAUUGUCUGCAGGCACGAAAACACUUGACGAAACGAUUCAGUUUAACUGAACACAAUUAAAUAUAAUUAUUUGCUAAUUCAUAAUUAUGAUCAAAUUUCGAUACCUGCUCAUUUGUGGCGUUGCGGCCAGCAUUUCUUCCGCUGCGCCCGUGUCGUCGCCAGGAUUAGAUCCGAUUAAAUAUUUGCAAAAUUUUGGAUGGUUGGACAUCACAAGUAUUGAUGACACUCUGACCCUCGAUUCUGACCAAGUGAUCACCGCCCUCCAAAAUUUCCAAGCUUUUGCCGCAAUUCCACAAACCGGAAAAGUUGACGCCACCACGGUCAACGUUAUGACGCUUCCUCGUUGCGGAGAAACAGAUACUGAUAUCGUCGACGAGGACGUCGAAACGGUGGACAGGUCGCAAGGGCACAAGGUCCUCCGGAGAAAUAAACGCUUCGUGCUGCAGGGAACUCGAUGGAAGACGAGAGAACUGAAAUACAACAUUUCCAAAUAUACGAACGACAUUUCGCACGACGAGGUCGACAAAAUCAUUUCCUCGGCGUUCCGACAGUGGGAAAAUGUCGCGAAUAUUUCAUUCUUUAAGGCAACCCAGGGAAAAAUUCAUAUUGAUAUUCGUUUCGAAAAGAGAUAUCAUAAUGAUGAAGAGACUUUUGACGGUCCUGGUGGAACUACGGCACACGCCUAUUUUCCAAUUUACGGGGGAAACGUACAUUUCGACGAUGACGAAGCCUGGACGACCGGUCAGGACUCGGGCGUCAAUCUGUUUCAAGUCGCGACGCAUGAAAUUGGUCAUUCUCUCGGAUUGGAGCACUCCGAUGUCCAAGAAUCAGUUAUGGCCCCAUUCUACCGUACGUUCCGAACGGAUUUUAAACUCUAUCAGGACGACAUUUUAGCUAUUCAGGCUUUAUACGGCAAACGUGUCCUCACAAUUUGUGACAAUGUCAAAGUUGACGCUGCAACGACGAUGAUCGAUGGAAACACGUAUCUCUUCACGGGAACAUUUGUCUAUCUUCUCACAAAAGAAAAUGAAAUGUCGCUCGAAUCUCCGACCGCAAUUAUGGUCGCAUUUCCCGGCCUUCCAAACAAUUUGGAUGCAGCUUUCACCCGUUCAAACGGAGUCUCGUAUUUCUUCAAAGGCGACGAAUUUUGGCGCGUGACAAACAUGACCGUCGAAACGGACACGUUUCCGAAACAGAUUUCCGAAUAUUUUCCCGGCGUUCCGACCCCGAUCGAUGCCGCGUUUGUGUAUUCCAUCGAUGAAAAUAUAUAUUUCUUUAAAGAUUCCCAAUUUUGGAAAUAUAAUCACCGCAUCGCUCCCCCCGUGUCGGACCCAAAACCGAUUUACAUGUGGCCGGGUAUCCCGGAAAACGGUCUGGACGCCGCGGUCAGCCUGUCGGACAGUUAUGGGAAUAAUUUCACCUACUUUUUUAAGGAUAACCAGUACUGGAAGUUUAAUGACAAAGCGUACUCGGUAUUCCUCUCACAGCCGCCGUAUCCCAAAAGGGUGUCCACCCACUUGUUUGGGUGCAGAGAGUGACAAAUUUUUAGUGGUAUGACAGGUGUCAGAUACUCACAGGUUUAUGGGCGCAUUUCUUAAUUUUAGGGUGACAAUUUAUUUAUACACAAAGCAAAGUCCUGAUUUCCUAAUACGCUUCUAAUUUAUGUUUAUGUUUUACGACAAUAAAAAAUAUUUAGCGUUUUAACCAGUGA
Molecule: messenger RNA, 1809 nt
Organism: Folsomia candida
Lineage: Eukaryota; Metazoa; Arthropoda; Collembola; Entomobryomorpha; Isotomidae
Product: matrilysin
Exons: 8
Coding region: 185-1636 (483 amino acids)
Biological process (GO): proteolysis; extracellular matrix organization; collagen catabolic process
Cellular component (GO): extracellular matrix
Molecular function (GO): metalloendopeptidase activity; zinc ion binding
Source: RefSeq, a predicted model, not a curated record